AUGACUAUGAUCGACACUGGUGCUAUAUACAAUUUCAUCACGCCUGAUGAAGCAAAGAGGCUUGGGUUAAAGAUCACCGAAAAGACUGGCUGGUUCAAACUCGUGAAUACCAAGAGUAAACCCUUUAAGGGAGUAACAAAAGAGGAAGAAAUGACUCUUGGUUCUUGGAAGGGUCUUGUGGAUUUUUUAGUAGCACCCAUGGAUGAUUUCAAGAUGAUCAUCGGACUCGACUUGCAAAGGAAUGCAAAUAUAAUACCGAUGUCAUACUACGACAUAGUAUGCGUCAUAGAGAAAGUGUCUCCAUGCAUGAUCCCUACAGUCUAUACAGCUAGAGGACCACCUAUGCUCUCUGCUAUGCAACUCAAGAAAGUAUUCAAGAAGGGAGAGAUUACAUAUUUAGCUCUAUUACAAAAAGAGUCAACAUCUAAAAGAGAAAAGUAUUCAUUUGCAAGGGAUGAAGUCUACUUUUUAGGACACAUCAUAAAGGUUGCUAUCACAGAAGGACCAGUACUAGCAUUGUCCGGCUACUCAAAGGUGUUUGAAGUCUACACUGAUGCUUCUGACAUUGCUAUUGGAAGAGUUUUGAUGCAAAAAGGACAUCCCAUUGCCUUUAAGAGUCGCAAGUUGAAUGAUACAAAGAGGCGAUACACCGUCCAAGAGAAGAAGAUGACUGCAGUGGUGUAUUGUUUGAGAACUUGGUACCACUACUUGUUUAGUUUACCCUUCAUCGUCAAGACAGAUAGUAUGGUUACAAGCUACUUCCAAACUCAGAAGAAGUUAAGCCCCAAACAAGCUAGGUGGCAAGAUUUCUUAGCUGAGUUUGAUUUCAAAUUUGAAUACAAGUCAGGUAAGACUAAUGUAGUAGCAGAUGUGCUGAGCUGCAAGGCUGAGUUGGCAGCCAUUUUUAUGGGCGAAGGAGAUAUUGUGCAUACCAUCAAAUAG
Molecule: messenger RNA, 942 nt
Organism: Arachis duranensis
Lineage: Eukaryota; Viridiplantae; Streptophyta; Magnoliopsida; Fabales; Fabaceae
Exons: 2
Coding region: 1-942 (313 amino acids)
Source: RefSeq, a predicted model, not a curated record